Cylindrotheca closterium is the source of this 954-nucleotide messenger RNA. Lineage: Eukaryota; Bacillariophyta; Bacillariophyceae; Bacillariales; Bacillariaceae. The record is from the annotation of a GenBank genome assembly.
AUGAACAAAUCUAAGGCAAUGCAAUUUGUUAAUCCUAUCCACACCUUUGACCACUUCACCACUAUGAAUCGAGAUAAUACGCUACCGUUCCCAGAACAAAUCCCAGAUGCGUCGUAUUCUAAUAGUAAGACCAUCAACAACAAAGUGACCACCAAUCGUUCUUCUUCGGCUUCUCUGCAGCAGCAGACACCCAGAAGUCCGUUGACAGCCGCAAGUUACCAACCCUCGGGCCAAGAUAUCAUAUGUGGAAGAGGACGAGGGAGUUUUCUACAUGAAGGGAAUAAAGCAUACCUUUCACUUCUCCGAAGGAAUAUUCAUGCUUAUUUGCAUGCGAAAAAACGAGUCGACAAGAGUGCAAUCAUCGACACUCUUGUUUUGUCACUAAAAGAGCGUGGCUUUCGAUUUCUGAAGCAGGAUGAUAAGAAUCAACGAUGGUACGAGCUAUCAGAACAAGAAUGCUACGAUAGAACCGCCCAUGCAAUUCGCGAUCUGAUUCGGAAGCAAAAAGGAAGAAACAAGAAACCACUUUCACAGUAUGCCUCAAGAUCUCGAUCUCCGUCUCAAUCCGAUAGUGAUAUCAGCGUAAUCUCCCACAAGAAGGGCGACCACACUAUAAUAUCUACCAGUGUCGGCACUCCCCUUCCUCUGAACUCCAUGUCCAUGUACCAGGAACAAUCGAAUACGAAUCAAUUUUCAUCAUCAUCCAUAUUGCGACCGAACUCGGCAAGCCUUCCCCGGGCAACAGUCAACAUUACCGAGCUUCCAACAUCCGAUGCCGAUUCGUUUGAUGAAAAUAUAAGUGCGAUUCCGUUUGAAGCGAUGCGCCCGACUGAUAGAUUGAAUACUGUUGGUUUUGGAGCUUUCUUUGAAUUGGAGCCUGAUGAUUUUGAACAAGUGCUCUCGCAGCUGGACACUGAAAAGCGAGAAGACAGAGCUUCGUGGGAGAGCAAAUAG